Messenger RNA from Stegostoma tigrinum, 3774 nucleotides. RefSeq names its product four and a half LIM domains protein 2-like. Gene Ontology annotation, cellular component: nucleus; Z disc. The coding region runs from base 339 to 1178 and encodes 279 amino acids. The transcript is spliced from 8 exons. The record is from RefSeq and is a predicted model, not a curated record. NCBI's taxonomy places the organism in Eukaryota, Metazoa, Chordata, Chondrichthyes, Orectolobiformes, Stegostomatidae. Gene Ontology annotation, molecular function: transcription coregulator activity.
GUCUGUGCAAUUUCAACAGUUUUCUUCGUGUAUGUAUUUUCCCCCAGUUACUCUGUGGGCUGAUGCUAGACAGGGAACUGUUAAUGCCAGAAUAGAAAGUUUAUUUUUCUGAUACAUUCAGUCAGAAGAACCAUUGGCUUGUACAAACAUUGAAUGGAAUUAGAAAGUGUUCCUUUGACCUUGCAUAAACGGACACAGAUUGAGCAAAAAGUUUACAUUCAAGUUCCUGAAUAAAGUGGCUGCAUGAAAAUAACUGGAAGCCCUGCAGCAAAGGAACAGUCCUCAGAGUAUUGCAAUUUUAGACCUAACAACCAAGCUGGUGCUAUUCGUUAAAAAUAAUGGGGGAACGCUUUGAUUGCCACUAUUGUAAGGAAUCCCUCCUUGGCAAGAAGUAUAUCUUGCGGGAUAACAACCAGUACUGUGUUAAAUGUUUUGAAAAUCUGUACUCUAAUGUGUGUGAAGAGUGUAAGGCGCCCAUCGGCAGUGACAGUAAGGAUUUAUCCUAUAAGGAUCUUCACUGGCAUGAAAAAUGUUUCAACUGUGCUAAAUGUAGCCGUUCUCUGGUUGAAAAACCUUUUGCUGCCAAGGAUGAAAAUCUUCUGUGUACUGAAUGUUAUUCUAAUGAAUACUCCGCAAAAUGCUUUGCCUGCAAAAAGACCAUCAUGCCUGGAUCUCGUAAAAUGGAAUACAGAGGAAAUAGUUGGCAUGAAACCUGCUUCGCUUGCAAACGUUGCCGGCAGCCAAUAGGAACCAAAUCAUUUAUACCCAAGGAGAAUGAUGCCUAUUGUGUCCCAUGCUAUGAAAAACAGUUUGCUCAGCACUGUUCAUCCUGCAAAAAGGCAAUAACGACUGGAGGAGUGAGUUAUCAUGACCAGCCAUGGCAUAAGGAAUGUUUUCUGUGUACUGGAUGCAAAAUGCAACUAACUAGUCAGCGUUUCACCUCAAGGGAUGACUUCCCAUAUUGUCUGGAUUGUUUUAGCAACCUCUAUGCUAAAAAGUGCACAGCUUGUGGCAAAGCAAUUGCUGGUCUCGGAGGUUCAAAGUAUAUCUCCUUUGAAGAUCGCCAGUGGCACAACGACUGCUUCAACUGUAAAAAAUGUGCCAUCUCAUUGGUCGGUCGAGGAUUCCUCACAAAACGUGAUGAUGUCCUCUGCCCUGAAUGCGGCCGUGAUGCUUAAACUGUGAAAUCAAAUCUAAUCAAACCUGGAUUUUGAAAUAAAUGGUAGCACAUUUCUAUCGAUCAAAAAUAUAUCUACAGCUUUCAGCAUAGAAAUACGCAUAGUCAAUAAUGUUUCUCAAGCAGCUAGACAUAAUGGGUCAGAUUAUAUAGACAGCAGCCAAGCAACUGCACUCAUCACUGACCUCAAAGAAAUCUACCCACAUGGCACCGUGGCUCAGUGGUUCGCACAGCAGCCUCACAGCACGAUGAACCUGGGGUCAAUUCCGCCCUCAGGCGACUGUCUGUGUGGAGUUCGCACAUUCUCCCUGUGUCUGUGUGGGUUUCUUCUGGGUGGUCCUGUUUCCUCCCACAGUCCAAAGAUGUGCAGGCUAGGUCAACUGGCCAUGCUAAAUUGCCCGUAGCGUUCAGGGAUGUGUAGAUUAGGUGGUUUAUAGAGGGAUGGUUCUGGGUGGGAUGCACUGUGGGUUGGUGUGGAUUUGUUGGGCUGAAGGGCCCAUUUCCACACUGUAGGGAUUCUAUGAUAGAUGUAGUCACCUCUGUGGUGCAAUUUUACCCGUUGUCACUUCCCAGCAUCAUUUACUGUCUAUAGAGUAUAUGGUAUGCGGUAGUAUUGUUGCCAGCAAACGGGUAAGCAGCCAAUCGCACUGAAGUGUUCAUAUACUUCAAACCAGAAUGUUCAAAACCCUUAUAACAUCCUUCAUUAAUAUACAUAUAUGUAUGUAAAUAUUGCAAAUGCUGAAAGUCUGAAGUCAAAACUGAAAAGACUGGAGAAACUCAGGGGCUCGAGCAGAGUCUAUGGAGAGAAAAACAAAGUUAAUUUUUUAUGUUCUUGAUGGGUCCUCUUCAGCACCGGGCAUGAAAUUUUAACCCUGUUUUUCUCUCUCUACCAGACCUGCCGAGACUUUCCAGCUCUUUGUAUCUUUGCUUAAUAUCCUCUACUAUUGAUUUAACUAUUAUGGAUAACGAAACAAGUUAUUCCUGGAUUCAGAUUAAAACUAACGUAAGGAUAAACUUUAAAAAGUUUUUUUUUUAAACUUAGAAUUUUCUUCAUAAUUUGAAAUACCAUAAAUUUAAAAAUAAGUUUCUUAGGGCCAGUGAGGGUAUUUAACAGUAAUUAUAAAGUUUAAAUCCUCUCUAAAAAACAACAGAGGUAUAUCACAUUGAAUAGGGUGCAACUUUUCCAAGAAUGUUGAAAUCAAGGCUAAAUAUAAGAGUAGGGGCUUUGUCUAUUCAAAUGGUUUCCCAUGGUUUGCAGUCGAUAAUUGUAUCAACAGCCCCACUCUUGGAGAACAAUGGGGUUAUGAUUUCUGCUCCCUGACCGUAUUAUAAAGACAUCGAGACAUGUAAACUCCAAUGAGUAGCUUUCCUGUUGUGUAAGAGGCUGCCUCUGAUCUGUGUGAGCGAGAUGUUAGGAGGCACCUCCAGCCUUGGAUCAUUGAGUGCCUUAAAGCAGCUGAGCCAUGACGACUAAAGGAAUUUAUCCCACUGCUACGAGUAUUUUACCCAUGACAGUUCAGGGACCUAUGCAUGCUGGAAACACAGUUGCUGUAUCAGCAUGGGCUGAUGUCUGAUAAAAGGGUAGCUGUCCUUUGCGGGUCCCUGGGGCCCAUUGGAGGUAUCACCCACAAUCAGCCCCAUCCACAGGCCUUCCCUGUUGUCUCUUGAACCUGGCACUGUGGCUAUGUGAGUUUCUCUCCCCCUUCCACAUCCUGGGCUGCUCAGUGUGGUGAGGCGGCCUGUGAUCCCAGCAGUUUUCUGUGCUCCUGCUGGCAGUGAUGGGACUACAAAGCUGAUUGUGCACCAGUCUAAUUACUUUCAGCACUAAGAUGCUCUUUGUCCCUGUAGAAAUUGUGGGUAAGGGCUGCUCACCCACCUUUUAACCAGAAUAGAUGGGGUGUGCUGCGCUCUGCAUUAAAUAGCCCACAGAAUCACCGACAGCAACAUUAAUCCAUACGGACUCGAGAAAUGGUUGUGAGUUUCAGUGCAGCAAGGACGAUGAAAGCUUGCAGUUUCAUCAGUAACAUUACAGAAUCUGGCCAUUGAAGUUUCUGACAGAAGUAAUUUUUGACUGUAGUGAAAGUUCUUUUUCUGAGUACCUUAAGGUAUCAUCCCUACAGAACAUGUUUUAUUUUCUUUUGCUUUCAAUGUUAGCCUUCUCGUAAAAGAUUGGAGUGACUGGGCUUGUAUACACUUGAGUUUAGAAGGAUGAGAGGGGAUCUGAUUGAGACGUAUAAGAUAAUUAAAGGAUUGGACACUCUGGAGGCAGGAAGCAUGUUUCCGCUGAUGGGGGAUUCCAGAACCAGAGGACACAGUUUAAAAAUAAGGGGUAGGCCAUUUAGAACAGAGUUGAGGAGAAACUUCUUCACCGAGAGAGUGGUGGAUAUAUGGAAUGCUGUGCCCCAGAAGGCAGUGGAGGCCAAGUCUCUGGAUACUUUCAAGAAAGAGAUGGAUAGAGCUCUUAAAGAUAGUGGAAUCAAGGGUUAUGGGGAUAAGGCAGGAACAGGAUAUUGAUUGUGGAUGAUCAGCCAUGAUCAUGAUGAAUGGUGAUGCUGGCUUGAAGGGCCGAAUGGCCUACUCCUGCACCUAUUGUCUAU